AUGUUCCGCGUGCAGACGGCCGAGGCCAAGGAGCUGCUCGCGGCCAAGGCCGACGCGCUCAACCUGUCCAUCACGGAGAGCGUCGCCGCGGACAACCGGGAGCACAUGCAGGACGUCUGCCGCAAGUACCAGAACAUCGCGGACCAGUUGGUCGACGAGCCGACGACGUCCGCGGAGCUGCGGACGCUCAAGGAGUUCAGCGAGCAGGCCAUCGACAUGCUCAAGGGCCUCGAGCACGAGUACAAGGAGGAGAUCCUCCAGCGCGAGAAGUUUCUCCUCGCGCGGGGCUACCGGUCGUCCAAGGAGGACCUCGCGGCGAUCUGCACGACGUUCAACUGGCCCAAGUCCAUGGAGGCCUACCUCAACCGGAGCGACGAGCUCCAGGAGAACCGGAAGAAGCACCUCAAGAUGGUCGUCGAGGGCCAGCGCGAGCAGCUCGGCCGCGAGGUCGCGUCGCUGGAGAAGAAGGUCGAGAAGCUCGCGGAGACGGGCUCGCUCGCGCCGAACGAGGUCCAGAUGGUCACGCGGCGCGUCCAGGCCAUCCGCGAGGGUUUGGACAACGCCCAGAAGGAGUCGGAGAUCGUCGUCGCCCAGGAGGACCUGCUCGAGCUGCAGCCCACGGACCACGAGGCGCGCCUCGCCGUCGUCGCCAAGGAGCUGAGCCCGCUCGACAAGCUCUGGACCAUCGCGCGCGAGUGGGUCGAGCGGUCCCACGCCUGGCACGAGCUGCCGCUCACGGAGGUCGACGCCGAGGACGCCGCGGCGCGCGCCGCGGAGUACGGCACGACGCUGAACCGCGUCGUGAAAUUGCUCGAGAAGAAGGGGCCGUCGCGCGACCCCGCGCGCCGCGCGUGCAAGCUCCUCAUCCAGGAGGCCGCGGCCUUCGAGCAGGACGAGAUCCCGCUCAUGCGCCUCGUCUGCGAGCCGGGCAUGCAGCAGCGCCACUGGGACGAGAUCAAGCGCACGACGCGGCUCAACUUCGACGUGUCGCCCGCGACGAACGUGCUCCAGCUCAUGGACGUGGGGUUGAACCACUACGUGCACCUCAUCGAGGACACGUGCGUCGCCGCGUCCAAGGAGGCGGCGCUGGACAAGGCCCUCGUGAAGAUGGAGGCGGCCUGGGGCUCCGCGAUCUUCGCGACGAAGGAGUGGCGCACGGGGCGGAUCCUGGCGGGCAUCGACGAGAUCCAGCAGGAGCUCGACGACCAGAUCGUCAAGACCCAGGCCAUGCACGGGUCGCGCUACGUCAAGCCCUUCCUGGGGCGCGUCGAGGCCUGGGAGCACACGCUGACGUCGCUCCAGGACAUCAUCGACAACUGGCUCAAGGUCCAGGCCGCGUGGCUCUACCUCGAGCCCAUCUUCUCCAGCGACGACAUCACGCGCCAGAUGCCGACGGAGGCGAGCUUGUUUACCACCGUGAACCAGGUCUGGAUCGACUCCAUGGCCGAGACGGCCGCGGACCCCGCGGUGCUGUCCGUCGCGACGCGGCCGGGGCUGCUGGACGCGCUCGUCGACGCGAACGAGAAGCUCGAGACGAUCCAGAAGGGGUUGAACGACUACUUGGAAACAAAACGCCUCGCGUUCCCGCGCUUCUUCUUCCUCUCCAACGACGAGCUCCUCGAGAUCCUCGCGGAGACGAAGGACCCGACGCGCGUGCAGCCGCACCUGAAGAAAUGCUUCGACGGCGUCGCGAAUCUGGAAUUUACGAAGAACCUCGACAUCAUGGCCUGCCUCGACGCCCCGGCCCCCAAGGGCGAGCGUUUGGAAUUUGCCUACGACGCCUGCAACCACAAGAUGAUCAACCCCAAGGACUCGGGGGGCAACGUCGAGAAGUGGCUCGUCGAAGUGGAAGCGAUCAUGAAGAAGUCGCUGGCCAACGCCAUCGACGAGGCCGUCGUCGACUUCGAGAAGAACGACCGCAAGUCCUGGCUCGCGGCCUGGCAGGGCCAGGUCGUCCUCACGGUGAACCAGAUCACCUGGGGCCAGCUCACCGAGGCCGCGAUCAACCGGGGCAAGCACGCGCUCGCGGAGCUCCACGGCAAGCGCGUCGACGAGCUCAUGGACGUCGUCGAGCAGGUCCGGGGCAACAUCCCCAAGGCGCUGCGGUCGACGCUCGGGGCCCUCGUCGUCAUGGACGUGCACAACCGCGACAUCACGGACGAGCUCGCCAAGUCGACGAUCUCCUCGCCGCUCGACUUCGACUGGCAGGCCCAGCUGCGCUACUACUGGGAGGAGGGCGGCGCGUCGGCCCAGUCCGGCACGCCGGGCACGAUCCCCUGCCGCAUGAUCAACGCCAUGAUCCUCUACGCGUACGAGUACAUCGGCAACUGCGGCCGCCUCGUCAUCACGCCGCUCACGGACCGCUGCUACCGCACGCUCAUGGGCGCCAUCCACCUGAAUCUCGGCGGCGCGCCCGAGGGGCCCGCGGGCACGGGCAAGACGGAGACCACGAAGGACCUGGGCAAGGCCAUCGCGAUCCAGUGCGUCGUCACGAACUGCUCCGACGGCCUCGACUACAAGGCCAUGGGCAAGUUCUUCAAGGGGUUGGCCGCGUCGGGCGCCUGGGCCUGCUUCGACGAGUUCAACCGCAUCCAGCUCGAGGUGCUCUCGGUCAUCGCGCAGCAGGUGCUCACGAUCCAGCAGGCCAAGGCCCGGAAGGCGGAGCGGUUCAUGUUCGAGGGCACGGACCUGCCGCUGAAGCCGACGUGCUGCCCCUUCAUCACGAUGAACCCGGGCUACGCCGGCCGCGCGGAGCUGCCGGACAACCUGAAGGUGCUGUUCCGCACGGUCGCGAUGAUGGUGCCCGACUACGGCAUGAUCGGCGAGAUUUUGCUGUAUUCCAUGGGCUACACGGACGCCAAGGCCAUGGCCAUCAAGAUCGUCACGACCUACAAGCUCUGCAGCGAGCAGCUGAGCGCCCAGUCCCACUACGACUACGGCAUGCGCGCGGUCAUGGCCGUGCUCCGCGCCGCGGGCAACCUGAAGCGCGCCGAGGGCCACCUCCCGGAGGACGUGCUCGUGCUGCGGUCCAUCAUCGACGUCAACCUGCCCAAGUUCCUCUCGCCGGACGUGCCCCUCUUCGGCGGCAUCACGUCGGACCUCUUCCCGGGCGUCGAGCUGCCCGUGCCGGACCGCGACGCGAUGGAGCUCGCGUUCAAGGAGUCGUGCGCUUCCCGAAAUUUACAGCCGACCAAGUACUUCUGGGAGAAGGUCGUCCAGAUCUACGACAUGAUGGUCGUGCGCCACGGCUUCAUGAUCGUCGGCAUGCCCUUCUCGGGGAAGACGUCGGCCUGGAAGGUCCUCGCGGACACGCUCGGGUCGCUCCACGACCGAUACCCCGACGACGCGCGCUGGACGCAGGUCGUGCCCUUCCUCAUGAACCCCAAGUCCAUCACCAUGGGCCAGCUCUACGGCCAGUUUGACGACGUGAGCCACGAGUGGACCGACGGCGUGCUCGCGAUCAACUACCGCAACGCGGCCACGUCGAAGGUCGGCAACGCGGAGGACCGCAAGUGGGUGCUCUUGGACGGCCCCGUGGACGCGAUCUGGAUCGAGAACAUGAACACGGUGCUCGACGACAACAAGAAGCUCUGCCUGAUGUCCGGCGAGAUCAUCGCGAUGUCGGAUGUCAUGUCCAUGAUCUUCGAACCCAUGGAUCUGCUUGUCGCGUCGCCCGCGACCGUCUCCCGGUGCGGCAUGGUCUACAUGGAGCCGGAGCAGCUCGGGCUCCGGCCCCUCUUCGACUCCUGGCUCGACGCGCCGGCCGCGCCCUUCGAGCUCACGGACGCGGAGCGGGAGCUGCUCACGGGUUUGUACCUCUGGCUCGUGGAGCCCGCGAUGGCCUUCCUGCGGCGCUCCUGCAAGGAGAUGUCGCCGACGGUCGACAGCGCCCUCCUGUCGUCGCUGCUGAACUUCCUCGAGUGCGUGCUGACGGCCGCGAUCCCGGGCAAGCACGACGUCGCGGACGACGCGUCGCAUUUGGAGGGCGGCAGCCGCAAAAAGCACGUCGAGUGCGCCUUCCUCUUCGCGCUCAUCUGGUCCAGCGGCGUCACGGCCGACAACGCGGGCCGGGCCAAGUACAGCGCCUUCGUCCGCGAGAUCAUGGAGAGCGUGGACGUGCUCGACGACGCGCGCUACCAGGGCGUGACGAAUGCGCUGGCCGUCCGCGGCUGGAAGCGCCCGAAGUUCGCCGAGGCCGAGGAGGGCGAGUUCGACGGCAAGGUCGAGUGUGGCCCGCCGGCCGACGGCGACCUGCAGGACUGGUGCUACGACCCGCGCGGCGGCAAGUGGGUCAACUGGGUCGACACGUUGGAAAAGUUCGAGAUCGCCGCGGACCAGGAGUUCUCGACGAUCAUGGUGCCGACGGCCUGCACGGCGCAGCUCUCCUACAUGGUGCAGACGCUGCUGACGCACGGCUUCCGGCCCCUGGUCUGCGGGCCCACGGGCACGGGCAAGUCCGUCUGCGUCACGAAGACGCUGACCGCGGAGCUCGACCAGGACAAGUUCAAGCCGCUCCAGCUCGGCUUCAGCGCCAAGACGACGGCGGAGAUGACCCAGGGCAUCAUCGACGGCCAGCUGGGGAAGCGGCGCAAGGGCGUCUUCGGCCCGCCCAUGGGCCAGACGGCGCUCGUGUUCGUCGACGACCUGAACAUGCCCGAGGUGGAGACGUACGGCGCGCAGCCGCCCAUCGAGCUGCUGCGGCAGCUCGUCGACUCGGGGGGCUACUACGACCUCAAGGAGAAGUCGUGGAACACGAUCGUCGACACGAUCGUCACCUGCGCGAUGGGCCCGCCGGGCGGCGGGCGCAACGGCACGACGCCGCGGUUCCUGCGCCACUUCCACCUCUUGUGCGUCGACGGCUUCGACGACACGACGCUCUCGCUCAUCUUCAACACCAUCGUGAACCACGCCUUCAAGCAGGACUACGCGUCGGACGUCGCGGGCUGCGCGGACCAGGUCGUCAAGGCGACGAUGGCGACGUACCGCGACGCGAUGCGGUGCCUGCUCCCGACGCCCUCCAAGUCGCACUACACCUUCAAUCUGCGCGACUUCAGCCGCGUGAUCCAGGGCGUGCUCAUGCAGAAGCCCUCCGACGAGUUCCAGGACCGCGCGGCGGUCAUGCGCUUGUGGACGCACGAGGCGCUCCGCGUCUUCGGCGAUCGCCUCACGGACGACCCGGACCGCACGUGGUUCGUGGGCCACGCGAAACAGGUCUGCGGCGACAUUUUCCGGGAGGAUUUCGAGGAAUCCUUCGGCGCUCUAAAGCCCGAGGACGCGAAAGAGGUGAACUACGCGACUUUGCGGCGCCUCUUCUUCGGCGAGUUCAUGACGCCCGCGGACGAGGACGAGCGGCCCUACGCGGAGAUCUCCGAUCUGAAGGCGCUCCAGGAGAAGACGGACGAGUAUCUGGCGUCCUUCAACUCGAAUUCCAAGAAGCCCAUGGAUCUGGUCAUGUUCAUGUUCGCCAUCGAGCACGUGUCGCGCAUCUCGCGGAUCCUGCGCAUGCCCGGGGGCAACGCGCUGCUCGUGGGCGUCGGCGGCAGCGGCCGCCAGUCGCUUUCGAUCCUGGCGACGGAGAUGGCGGGCUACGCCCUCUUCCGCAUCGAGAUCACCAAGUCCUACGGCAUGGUCGAGUGGCGCGAGGACCUGAAGACCGUAUUAAAGGAGGCGGGCAGCGGCGAGCGGCCCGUCGUCUUCCUGUUCUCGGACACGCAGAUCAACCGCGAGGCCUUCGUCGAGGACAUCAACAACAUGCUCAACAGCGGCGAGGUGCCCAACAUCUUCCCCAACGACGAGAAGGUCGCCAUCUGCGAGGCCGUGCGGCCCUACGCGAAGGAGCAGUUCGGCCGCGCGGCCGCGGACAUGACGCCGCUCCAGCUCUACGCCUACUUCAUCCAGCGCGUCAAGCAGUACCUCCACAUCGUCCUCGCCUUCAGCCCCAUCGGCUCGGCCUUCCGCGACCGGCUCCGCCUCUUCCCGUCGCUCGUGAACUGCUGCGCGAUCGACUGGUUCACGGCCUGGCCCGGCGACUCGCUGCUCGCCGUCGCGGAGAAGUUUUUAGCGGACGUGCAGCUCGACGCGUCCGUGCGGCCCCACAUCGUCGACAUGUGCAUGUACUUCCACCAGCAGUCGAACGCGCUCGCCGCGGAGUUUUUAGCGUCCACGGGCCGCAUCACCUACGUGACGCCGACGUCCUACCUCGAGCUCAUCGUCGCCUUCAAGGGCGCGCUGGGGCUCCAGCGCGACAAGGUCUCGGGCCAGCGGGACCGCUACAAGAACGGCCUGGGGCAGCUGGCGAACGCGGAGAAGAACGUCGCGACGAUGCAGCAGGAGCUCACGGACCUGCAGCCCGUGCUCAAGCAGUCCCAGAAGGACACGGACGCGCUCAUGGAGGAGAUCGAGGAGAAGCUGCCCGGCGUGCGGGAGCAGGAGGAGAAGGUCGGCGCGGAGGCCGCGGUCGCGCAGAAGGAGGCCGACGAGGUGCAGAUCCAGGUCGACUCGGUCCAGGCGGACCUCGACGAGGCGCUGCCCGCCCUCGAGAGCGCCAUCCAGGCCCUCAACACGAUCAAGCCCUCGGACAUCAACGAGGUCAAGGCCCUCGCGAAGCCGCCGGCGACCGUGAAGCUCGUGUGCGAGGCCGUCUGCGUCAUGCUCGCGGAGAAGCCCCAGCGCAUCCCGGACCCCGACGACCCGUCGAAGCGCAUCAUGGACUACUGGGGCCCCAGUCAGAAGAUGCUCGCGGACAAGGAGUUCAUCGCGCGGCUCAAGACCUACGACAAGGACAACAUCGCGCCGAAGAUCAUCAAGUCCAUCAAGGACAAGUACAUGGCCCAGGCCAACUUCACGCCCGAGGCCGCCGCCAAGGCGUCGUCGGCCGCCGCGGGUUUGUGCAAGUGGGUCUACGCCAUGGAGACCUACGACCGCGUCGCCAAGGUCGUCGCGCCGAAGAAGGAGUCGCUCGCGAAGGCGCAGGCGUCGCUCGCGGUGACCAUGGGCGAGCUCGACGAGAAGAAGGCGAGCCUCAAGAUCGUCCAGGACGACCUGCAGAAGCUCCAGGACAACCUCGAGGCCGCGGAGCGCAAGAAGGAGGACCUCGUGAACCAGGUCGACCUGUGCGGGAAGAAGCUCGUAAGAGCGAAGCAGCUCAUCGAGUCCCUCGGCGGCGAGAAGUCGAAAUGGGGCGUCUUCGUCGAGGAGCUCACGGAGGCCUACGAGAAGCUGACGGGCGACGUCCUCGUGAGCGCGGGCUUGAUGGCCUACCUGGGUCCGUUCACGUCGACGUACCGCAUGAAACAGAUGGCCGAGUGGGUCGCGACGUGCCAGGAGCUCAACAUCCCCUGCAGCGCCAAGCCGAGCCUCGCGCGGACUUUGGGCGACCCCGUGCUCAUCCGCCAGUGGAACAUCGAGGGGUUGCCCACGGACGACUUUUCCAUCGACAACGCGAUCAUCGUCUUCAACGCGCGGCGCUGGCCGUUGAUGAUCGACCCCCAGGGCCAGGCGAACAAGUGGGUGCGCAACAUGGAGGGCCCGAACAAGCUCCAGGUCCUGAAGCAGACGGGCGAGUACAUGCGGUCCAUGGAGUCCGCGAUCCAGUUCGGCUUCCCGGUGUUGCUCGAGGACGUCGGCGAGACGCUCGACGCGACGCUCGAGCCCCUCUUACUCAAGCAGAUCUUCAAGCAGGGCGGCGUCGACAGCAUCCGGCUCGGCGAUUCGACCAUCGAGUACAGCGAGCACUUCCGUUUCUAUAUCUGCACGAAGCUGCGGAACCCGCACUACGUGCCCGAGAUCUCCGUCAAGGUCACGCUGCUGAAUUUCAUGAUCACGCCCCAGGGCCUCCAGGACCAGCUGCUGGGCGUCGUCGUCGCCCAGGAGCGCAGCGACCUCGAGCAGAAGAAGAACGAGCUCGUGCUCGAGGGCGCGGAGAAUAAAAGGAAGCUCAAGGAGAUCGAGGACCAGAUCCUGGAGAUCCUGGCGGGCAAGGGCAACAUCUUGGAGAACGAGAGCGCCAUCGCGACGCUGAACCAGUCCAAGGUCACGUCCGACGACAUCAAGGGCAAGCAGGUCGUCGCGGAGAAGACGGAGACCGAGAUCGACGAGACGCGCAAGGGCUACACGUCCGUCGCGUACUCGACGCAGGUCCUGUUCUUCUGCAUCACCGAUUUGAACAACAUCGAGCCGACCUACUCCUAUUCUUUGGAGUGGUUCAUCAACCUCUUCAUCCGGUCCAUCCGCAACUCGGAGCCGUCGAACGACGUGCCGACGCGGCUCGACAACCUCAGCGGCCAUUUCACGUAUUCCCUCUACACGAACGUGUGCCGGUCGCUGCUCGAGAAGGACAAGCUGCUGUUUAGUUUCGUGCUGGCCAUCCGCAUCCUGGGCGGGCGGGGCGACGUCGACUCCGCGGAGUGGCUCUUUUUGCUCACGGGCGGCGUGUCGCUCGACAACCCGCACGCGAACCCCUGCGGCGACUGGCUCGCGCCGAAGCAGUGGAACGAGAUCUGCCUGUUGAGCGACAUCCCGGCCUUCGCGGGGCUCCGGGACAACUUCGAGCCGCUGAAGAAGCAGUGGAAGGCCGUCUACGACGGCAACGCGCCGCAGGACGCGGCGCUGCCGGGGCCCUGGGAGAAGCUCGAGGGCCUGAAGCGGCUCUGCGUGCUGCGCUGCAUCCGGCCGGACAAGGUCGUGUUGGGCAUCCAGAAGUUCGUCAUCUCGGUGAUGGGCGAGAAGUUCGUGCGGCCGCCGCCGUUCGACCUGCAGGCGUGCUACGACGAGUCCGUGUGCACGUCGCCGCUGGUCUUCGUGCUCUCGCCGGGGUCGGACCCCAUGGGCGCCGUGCUCCAGGCCGCGGAGACGCUGGAGCGGGCCGUGGCGCCCAUCUCGCUGGGCCAGGGCCAGGGGCCCGUCGCGGAGAAGUUGAUCGAGAAGGCCAAGACCGAGGGCUCGUGGGUCGUGCUCCAGAACUGCCACCUCGCCCAGUCCUUCAUGGGCCGCUUCGAGGAGCUCUGCGAGGCGCUGAGCCCGGACAACGCCCACGAGAACUUUCGGCUGUGGUGCACGACGUACCCGUCGCCCAUCUUCCCGACGUCCGUGCUCCAGAACGGCGUCAAGAUGGCCAUCGAGCCGCCCAAGGGCCUCAGGGCGAACCUCGUGGGGUCCUACAGCAACGCGCCGCUGAGCGGCGACGGCUACCUCGAGUCCUGCGGCAAGCCCGAGUCCUUCCGGAAGCUGUGCUACGCGCUCUGCAUGUUCCACGCGCUCCUCCAGGAGCGGCGGCUCUACGGUCCCCUGGGCUGGAACAUCCCCUACGGCUUCAACGAGUCGGAUCUGCUCAUCUCCAUGCAGCAGCUCUUCUCCUUCCUCGACGAGAACGACGAGGUGCCCUUCAAGGCGCUCAAGUACUGCAUCGGCGAGUGCAACUACGGCGGCCGCGUCACGGACGGCAAGGACCGGUCGACGCUCAACGCGAUUUUGGACCGCUUCUUCAACAACUACGUGCUCACGACGGGCUUCCCCCUGUCCGACUCGGGGGUCUACGUGGUGCCCGAGGCGACGACGCAGGAGGAGUUCGUCGCGCUCAUCGAAACGUUGCCGCUCGUCGCGGAGCCGGAGAUCUUCGGCUUCCACGAGAACGCGAACAUCACCAAGGACACGAAGGAGACGCAGUUCAUGUUCACGACCGUGCUGCUCACGGAGGGCGGCGGCUCCGGCGGCGGCGGCGGCGGCAACGACGCGAUGAUCUCGACGACCGCGCACGACAUCCUGGCGAAGCUGCCCGCGGCGUACGACAUGGAGGGCGCGCAGGUGCGCUACCCGGUGCAGUGGGAGCAGUCCAUGAACACGGUGCUCUGCCAGGAGCUCCGGCGGUUUAACAACUUGACGUCGGUGAUGAAGCGGAGCCUCGUGGACGUGGACAAGGCCGUCAAGGGCGUCGUGGUCAUGUCGGGGCCCUUGGAAAAGCUCGGCGAGUCGCUGGUCUACGGCACGAUCCCGGCCAUGUGGAAGGCCAAGUCCUACCCGUCCUUCAAGCCCCUCGCGGGCUACGUCCAGGACCUCCUCGCGCGGCUCGAGUUUUUGCGGCUGUGGCUCGACGACGAGCCGCCGCCGACGUACUGGAUCUCCGCGUUCUUCUUCCAGCACGCGUUCAUGACGGCGUCGAAGCAGAACUACUCGCGGGCCGAGACCAUCCCCAUCGACGCCAUCUCCCUCCAGUUCGAGAUGCUCCCGAACACGUCCUACGCGCGGCCGCCGAAGCUCGGCGUCUACGUCUACGGCUUCUUCUUCGAGGGCGCGCGCUGGGACAAGAAGGCGCACCGCAUCGCCGAGUCGGAGCCCAAGGUGCUCUACACCGCGGCGCCCCUCAUGCACUUCCUGCCCAAGCAGACGGUCCACAUCCAGCACCCGCCGUCCUACCUGUGCCCCGUGUACAAGACGUCGGACCGCCGCGGCAUCCUCGCGACGACGGGCCACUCGACGAACUUCAUCCUCGACAUCCUCGUGCCCUCGGACAUCCCCCAGGCGCACUGGAUCCAGCGCGGCGUCGCCAUGCUCUCCCAGCUCGACGACUAG
Aureococcus anophagefferens is the source of this 10566-nucleotide messenger RNA. RefSeq lists its product as hypothetical. The record is from RefSeq and is a predicted model, not a curated record. Gene Ontology annotation, biological process: microtubule-based movement. Gene Ontology annotation, molecular function: ATP binding; dynein light intermediate chain binding; minus-end-directed microtubule motor activity. Bases 1 to 10566 code for a protein of 3521 amino acids. Lineage: Eukaryota; Pelagophyceae; Pelagomonadales; Pelagomonadaceae. The transcript is spliced from 4 exons. Gene Ontology annotation, cellular component: dynein complex.